Molecule: messenger RNA, 1350 nt
Organism: Rotaria sp. Silwood1
Lineage: Eukaryota; Metazoa; Rotifera; Eurotatoria; Philodinida; Philodinidae
Source: the annotation of a GenBank genome assembly
AUGGAUAGAACUAAACGAAAAUUAACUUUUGCUGAAUUAUCUGCAGUGAAAACAAAGAAAUUGCAAAGCAAAUUGAACGAUCCAGAUAAUUUAUUUCAAUUAAUAUUCGCUUUAUCUCAAUUAAAAUCAUGUCGAUUUACGUAUUUUUCGGAACGUGAUAUUGCACUUCCAAUUGCAACUAGAAAACAACAUAGUACAAUUGAAACUCUUGCUUUGUAUACAGUUGAUACUUGGAAUGAGAUUCUUACUCUUACGUCUUAUACAUCUAAUCUUCGUCGUUUGAUAACACCGUGUGGUAUGGAUCGUGAUAUAGAUAUUGAAACGUUAUUACCAUUACGAUUAUCAAAUUUGACUUACCUACGAACAUGUUUCAAUUAUUUAAAUUUUCAUGAAUUUGAAAUCUUUAUUAAAAAAAUUUAUUCACCAUUGAAAAUUUUACAUGUUGAAUUUUUAGUUGAAGAUGUAAAUUUUCGUGAUAGUGAUUGUUGGGAAAAUUUAAUUUUAACGUCUUUAUCUCAUCUAGAAGAAUUAUAUUUAAUAUAUAAAGAAAGAUUUCCUCCUUCUGAUGACCUAAUAUUUUCUGGUAAACUAAAUCCAUUCAGUUCACCAUUUUGGAUUGAUCGACGAUGGUUUUUUGAAGUUGAAACUGAUAUUAAUUUUGUUAAUUACAUUGUUCGUCCAUAUAGAAAAAAAUGGUAUGAAGAUGUAAAAAAUGAAGUUUUACAUUCUUCCAUUGAAUAUUCAAAAUUUAUUCAGCUAACUAUCAAUGAUACCGAUGAUGAUGAUGAUUUUUAUACAACAUCAUUUAUUCUUAAGCAUAUUUUAACAAUAACAAAUAUUCAUCAUUUAGAAAUCGAAAGAUCUAUAGAUAUUCCAUUAUUCAUUCAACUUCUCAAUGCCUUAACAGAUGUUGAGACGUUGAAAAUAUAUUCUAUAAUAUGUGAUAACCGAAAAGUGGAUUAUAAAAAGUUUUCAGUGGCAAGUUCAAUAAAGAAAAGAAGUAAAAUUAAAAAUGUUUAUAUAAAAAAUGUAAAGAAUAUUGAUGACAUAUUUUUACUUAUGACAUUGUGUCCUCAUAUAACUUAUCUCAAAAUAGAUAAUAUUAAUGUUAUAAAUCAGAAUGUUAAUGUCGAAUCGAUUGUAAAUGAUUUCAUCAACAGAAGUUGCAAUAAUUCAACAAAUUUAGUUCGUUUGCUUUGUUUUCGUAUUCCAGCAGCAGAUGAUGGAACUAUUGAAAAAUUAAAAAGAACAAUAAUUACUAAUGGAAUCACUUGCGACUAUACUAUCAAACGUAUAGUUGAUCGUAUUUAUAUAGAAUGGAAAUUAGAACCAACGAUUGAUUCUUCAUAA